UGGAAAGUUCUAUCAGCGGCGGCUCCUAUAGGAGUCAGUAUAGAUGAGCCGGGAUAUACGGCGUCGUACGGGGGCCGGUAUUGUGUAGGAUCUUUAUUUUCGCGCCGGAGCUCAUGUCGUAUCUUAAUGUUAUUUUCACGGAUGGUGGAAACUUCUAGUUGCCGGGGAUUUUAUCUGGGAAGCCCCCCGGAGUGUCUCCCCUGUAGGGUGUAAUUAAGUUGGGGAGAAGUCUUAGGGUUUUGUGUUAUAUUAAGUCUAGAAGCUCCUCAUUUAUACCCAAAUAUUUUUUUUUUACUAAGUUCUACUUUUCUGGAAGUUCUACAUUAAAAGGCUCCAUUAAUGGCGGGUCCCGCUCAAACCUAAGGCGCUCCUUUAUUCACUGAAUUCCUUAAUUUGGUCACUUUUUCCUCCUCUGGGGGAUGAACGUUGUGGUCUUGCUCGCCCCCUUGACCUCCUAGUGGGCCAUCAAGGAUGAAGAAGAUCAGCUUCCGUAAAGUCCUGCUGGACGGAUUGUCGUCUUUGUCCCCGGUUGGCGGCGGCGGAGGACCUGGAGGAGCCGGGGGAGCCGGGGGUGGCUGCUCGCUUUAUCCGUCUGGGCCCUCGGGAGCCGCCGUGUCCCCCCGAGACACCGAAAUCCAGGAGAACCUAACCUCGGAACAUUUCCACAUCUGCAAGACCGUCCGGCAUGGCUUCCCUUUUCAGCCGACCGCGUUGGCCUUCGAUCCUGUUCAGAAAAUACUCGCCAUCGGCACGAAGACCGGAGCGGUGCGCAUAUUAGGCCGGCCGGGGGUCGAUUGCCACUGCCAGCAUGACAGCGGAGCGGCGGUCCAUCAUCUCCAGUUCCUAAUCAACGAGGGGGGAUUAGUUACUGCAUGCGCAGAUGGGACUCUUCAUCUAUGGAACCUGAGACAGAAAAGACCGGCUCUGCUGCACUCCCUGAAAUUCCACAAAGAACGAAUUACGUGCUGCCACCUGCCUUUCCAGAGUAAGUGGCUGUACGUCGGGACGGAGCGAGGGAAUACGCACGUCGUGAAUAUCGAGUCCUUUGUCCUCUCCGGAUACGUGGUUAUGUGGAACAAGGCGAUUGAGCUAUCUACAAAGGCUCACCCCGGCCCCGUCGUGCACCUGAGUGACACCCCUAGGGAUGAAGGGAAGCUUCUGAUAGGAUAUGAAACGGGAACGAUAGUCCUUUGGGAUUUAAGAUGUAAGCGGGCCGACAUGAGAUUUUAUUACGACGAGGCUAUUCACUCCAUCGGCUGGCACCACGAGGGGAGGCAGUUCAUGUGCAGUCACUCAGAUGGCAGUCUGACCGUGUGGAACGUAAAGAACCCCAGCCGGCCGUUCCAGGUCACUAUUCCCCAUGGGAAAAGUCAGAGAGACGGGAGGAAGCCGGAGCCGUGCAAACCCAUCCUAAAAGUAGAAUACAGAACGUGUAAAAACAGCGAACCCUUCGUUAUCUUCUCUGGCGGCCUGUCGUAUGAUAAAGCCUGCAGGAGGCCAAGUCUGACCAUCAUGCACGGCAAAGCCAUCACUGUGCUGGAGAUGGACCAUCCCAUCGUGGACUUCAUAACGCUCUGCGAAACCCCGUACCCCAACGAAUUCCAGGAACCGUACGCCGUGGCGGUGCUUCUGGAGAAGGACCUCAUCGUGGUCGACCUGACACAAAGCAACUUCCCCAUCUUUGAAAACCCGUAUUCUAUGGACAUCCACGAGUCGCCCGUCACUUGCACCGAGUAUUUCGCCGACUGCCCCCCGGAGCUGAUCCCGGUGCUUUAUUCUGUGGGAGCCAAGCACAAAAAGCAAGGCUACAGUAACAAGGAAUGGCCCCUAACAGGAGGAGCGUGGAACAUCGGGACGCAAACCUACCCCGAAAUUAUCGUGACCGGACACGCCGACGGCUCCAUCAAGUUCUGGGACGCAUCUGCCAGCACCCUCCAGAUGUUAUACAAACUAAAAACCUCCAAGGCUUUUGAGAAGGCGAAGGUCGGGGACGGGAGGCAGACGGCGGAGAUCGUGGAGGAGGAUCCCUUCGCCGUGCAGAUGAUGGCGUGGUGCCCGGAGAGCCGGGUGUUCUGCGUGGCCGGCGUCUCCGCUUAUGUCAUAGUCUAUAGAUUCAGCCGGCACGAGGCCGUCGCCGAGAUAGCGUCUUUAGAAGUUCGCCUGAAGUAUGAGGUCGAUGACAUCAUCACUCCGGACCCCGACGCCGUCCCGCCGUUCCCCGAACCCGGCUCUCAGCCUCUGACCCUGAAGAGCAGGAACCUUUCGGGGAGCGCCAACAUCGUGACGUGCGAGGGGCCCCUGAAAGACAGCAUACCCUGCUUAACUGUGAAGAGUCGCCCGGUGAGGAUGCCCCCAGGGUACCAAGCGGAGCUUGUCAUUCAGCUGGUGUGGGUGGACGGGGAGCCCCCUCAGCAGAUUACCAGCCUGGCCGUGAGCUCUGCCUAUGGGCUCGUGGCCUUCGGGAACUGUCACGGGCUGUCCGUGGUGGAUUACAUCCAGAAGAGCGUUUUGCUCAGCAUGGGAACGAUGGAUCUGUACGGCUCGAGUGACCCGUAUCAGCGGCAGCCGAGGUCUCCGCGCAAGAACAAGCAGCUGGCGUCAGACAACUUUUGCAUGCGUGGCCUGUCUAAUUUUUACCCCGAUUUAACGAAACGGAUCCGUACGUCGUAUCAGAGUCUCACGGAGCUCACAGACAGCCCGGUGUCUCUGGAACUGGAGCGCUGCAAGUCCCCCACCUCAGUUAAAGGAUCGAGAAAGUUAAGUCUGCCAACAGAUCUUAAGACUGAUCUUGAUCAUGUUAACGGACACUGCACGAGCCCCACGUCCCAGACCGGCGGCUCAGGGAAACGCAUCUCCAACACGGAGGGGUCCAAAGCCAACAGGAGGGGGCCGGGGAGACCACCGUUUAGGAAAGCACAGUCUGCGGCAUGCAUGGAGAUCUCGCUGCCGGUCACGUCAGAAGCAAUGAGCCACAUUUCCAGACGGGCAAUGCUUCAGCAAUUACACGGAGUCAGUACUUUCUCUAACGACGAGGGCCACUAUUCCAGCCCGUGGGCCGAGAAAGAGAGCAGGGAAAGCUCGUUCAGCCGCUCGCGCAGCUCCAGCGUGUCCAGCAUUGACAAGGAGUCCAAGGAGGCCAUCACCGCCCUGUACUUCAUGGAGUCGUUCGCCCGGAGGAACGAGCAGACGCCCGCGCCGUGUCUCUGGGUCGGCACCAGCCUGGGGAUGGUCCUGCUGGUAACGCUUAACAUGCCGCCGACCGACGAGCAGAGGCUGACCGAGCCGGUCAUGGCGUCUCCUAGUGGAACGAUGUUAAUCCUGAAGGGGGCGAUCCUCACCUUUUCCUGCCUGGACUGCACGGGGACUUUCAUGCGCCCCCCGUACGAGGUCUGGAGGGACCCCAACAGCUCGGAGGAUAACGACAAAACGCGGAAGAGGAAACUGGUGGCGUUCUCGCCUUCGUCCUCGCAGGAGAUGGGAGAUCACCAGUUCGCCGUCAUCUGCUCGGAGAAACAGGCCAAGGUGUUCUCGCUGCCGUCCCAGACGUGUCUCUACGUCCACAACAUCACGGAGACGUCGUUCCUGCUGCGGGCGGACGUGGUCACAAUGUGCAGCAAUGUCUUACUGGCGUGCUUCUGCGCCAACGGACAUAUCAUGACCAUAAGCCUCCCGAGCUUGCGGCCUCUGCUGGAUGUAAACUACCUGCCUCUGACGGAUAUGAGAAUCGCGCGGACGUUCUGCUUCACCAACGGCGGGCAAGCGCUCUACCUGACGUCGCCCACCGAGAUCCAGCGGAUAACGUACAGCCAGGAGAUGUGCGACAGUCUGCAGGAUGUGCUGGGAGAUCUCUUCUGUCCGGUGGAAACUCCGGAAGCACAGAAUAGAGGCUUCCUGAAAGGGCUGUUCGGGGGAAGCGGACAAACCUUCGACAGAGAAGAACUCUUUGGUGAAGCUGCCGCCGGCAAAGCGUCGAGGAGCCUCGCGCAGCAUAUCCCAGGACAGGGAGGACUCGAGGGGGUGAAAGGAGCAGCGACCGGGGUGACCGCGGAUCUCUACCGAGCCCGCGUCGCUCUGGAUGAGAGAGGUCAGCGGCUGGGAGAGCUGGAGGAGAGGACGGCGGGGAUGAUGUCCAGCGCCGAGGCUUUCUCUAAACAUGCGCACGAGCUGAUGCUGAAAUACAAGGAUAAGAAGUGGUACCAGUUUUAGGGUCCGGCACCCGUCGCGUUUUCUGCCAAUCAGGGACUUUGUGCUCUCGGCACACGUCUGAUCUCCAGCGUCAAACACGUCACGAGGGGUCCGCGAGAGACGAUACUCACCCCGGAAAACGAGGCCCGGCCUUCGCUCCCGAGAACCAUUUCUGAACACGCAGGACUGUCUGGCCGGGCCGCUCCGGGGGGCCGCGGCAACCUUUUCUUUUUUUUUUAGAGUGUUUUCUGAAUACAAACUGUUUAUGUACAAAACAGACCGUUUAUCGCACUUACAAAACCAACGGAAAUACGAAAAAUUCUUUGCAUGAUAAAUCGAAAUCCGAGCGGAGACGAGACGCAUGCU
Messenger RNA from Spea bombifrons (plains spadefoot toad), 4551 nucleotides. It is a transcript of the gene STXBP5L, whose product is annotated as syntaxin binding protein 5L. The transcript is spliced from 29 exons. Gene Ontology annotation, molecular function: myosin II binding; GTPase activator activity; syntaxin binding. The coding region runs from base 472 to 4206 and encodes 1244 amino acids. Gene Ontology annotation, biological process: regulation of protein secretion; regulation of exocytosis. Lineage: Eukaryota; Metazoa; Chordata; Amphibia; Anura; Pelobatidae. Gene Ontology annotation, cellular component: SNARE complex; cytoplasm; plasma membrane. The record is from RefSeq and is a predicted model, not a curated record.